AUCAUUAAUGCUUCUUAUGAACAAAGCAACUUGUUGUUCAUUAAUGUGUAUUUGUGGUUAAUCUGAAGGUUUUAUGCUGUGAUCUGAGGAAGAAGAGGAAAAGAUGAAGAUUAUUAUCCUGGCUUUUUCUAUUUGGUCAUGCCAGGCUGUGAGGGGUCAAACAUCAUGUACUGCACCAUUUGUGCCAAAUGGUAAACCUGAAAAUGACCUAGCAGAAUCCUAUCCCACUGGAAGCUUUAUUAGAUAUGUAUGUGACAGCGGCUAUGAGUUUGUAGAAACACAUUAUGCACUGUGUGAAGAUGGAACUUGGAAUCUGCCAGUUUGUAAACUUCUAACAUCAUGUACUGUGCCAUUUGUGCAAAAUGCUGAGCUCGCAGAUGAGUUUACAGCAGCACUCUAUCCUACUGGAAGCUUUGUAAGAUUCAUAUGUGACAGAGGCUAUGAGUAUGAAGGAACAAAACAUGCAUGGUGUGUAGAUGGAACUUGGACGCUACCAGUGUGUAAAUUUGUAACUCAAACAACAUGUGCUGCCCCACGUGUGCCAAACGCCCAACCUGCAGAUGUAUUAGCAAAAUCCUAUUCUACUGGAGACAUUGUUAGAUUUGUAUGUGACAGUGGCUACGAGUUUGAAGGAACAGAUUCUGCACAGUGUGAAGAUGGAGUUUGGAGGCUGCCAGUGUGUAAAGGUCUUGCCCCAAGUGUGCCAAAUGCCCAGCCUGCAAAAGAAUUAAAAACAUUCUAUAGUCCUGGAGAAACUCUUAGAUUUGUAUGUGACAUUGGCUAUAAGUUUGAAGGAAUGCGUUAUGCACUUUGUGACGAUGGAACUUGGAGGUUGCCAGUGUGUAAAGUUCUAGAUAAACCAACGUGUCCUAAACCAUGGGUGCAAAAUGCUUAUCCUGCAGCUGCAUUAAAAAACUCCUAUAAUAAUGGAGACACUGUAAGAUUUGUAUGUAACAGAGGCUAUAGGUUUGAAGGAACAGAUUCUGCAGAGUGUGUAGAUGGAACCUGGAGGCUGCCAGUGUGUAAAGAUCCAACAUCAUGUACUACCCCACAUGUGCCAAAUGCCCGACCUGCAGAAACGUUAGCAGAGGUCUAUUCUAAUGGAAGAUAUGUGAGAUUUGAAUGUAACCGCGGCUAUGAGUUUGAAAGAAGAGACCCAUAUGCACGGUGUGUAAAUGGAACUUGGAGGCUGCCAGUGUGUCAACUAAAGUGUAGUGUCCCACAUGUGCCAAACGCCCGACCUCUAGAAGGGUUAGACGCUUCCUAUAGUACUGGAAGGUUUGUUACAUUUGAAUGUAACCCCGGCUAUGAGUUUGCAGGAUUACCUUAUGCACAGUGUGUAGAUGGAACUUGGAGGCUGCCAGUGUGUAAACCUCGAGGUGAAACAGUGUGUACUGCUCCACAUGUGCCAAACGCCAAACCUGCUGAUGAGUUAGCAUCGUUCUAUGCUACUGGACGCACUGUUAGAUUUGAAUGUGACAGCGGCUAUGAGUUUGAAGGAAUAUCUUAUGCACAGUGUGUACAUGGAACUUGGAGGCUGCCAGUCUGUAAAGAUUCCCAUAGACAUCAUGACAGCUCUGAGGACCAUGGUGGAUCUCUAGGUCCUGAUACUGCGGUACUGUUGCCUGGUCGCUUCUUCGACUGGUGAUCUGUAUCAACGGCUAAAUCAGAAAAACCGACAUUUGCAGAGCUCCUGCUAUUGAUCAGAAAUCUUCCUUCUCGGAGUAAAUGUUUUUUAAGCAAAAAAAAUCUGCUAAGAAGAAAAAGCCAUUCAGCCUCACUGUGUGUUGGAGGUUUAACUCGUUUAAUUCCUGACUUAUUAUUCAGCUGUUAGUGUUUAGUAACUACAGUGGAACUAUAAAGAAGGAUUUACAUUUUUGAGAGUGAGGAAUGUAAAUCUGGAGCACCUAAGAUAAAAAAAUUUUAAAAAAUAAAUAAAUAAAUCUAUCCUGUGUGAAGAUGAACUGAAGAUGGUGGAUUAUUACAUAAACAAAGAAAAACAGAUCUGAACCAUUAAAAUUUAUGAUAAA
This is a messenger RNA of Pangasianodon hypophthalmus (striped catfish), 2030 nucleotides long. RefSeq names its product complement factor H-like. The record is from RefSeq and is a predicted model, not a curated record. The transcript is spliced from 12 exons. Lineage: Eukaryota; Metazoa; Chordata; Actinopteri; Siluriformes; Pangasiidae. The coding region runs from base 104 to 1648 and encodes 514 amino acids.